AGGAAGCGGAUCCACCAUAAAUACUCGAGUCGAGCCCCCCCUUCCUUCCUGGUGGUUCAGCGACGUGUCCCAGCCUCCCGCCGCCGCUUUACCGGAGCUCCUUCCGCCUCCUCUUCUUCCUCCUCCGAACCGGGACCGCAGAGCCGCCGUCAUGUUGCCCAGGAAGCGAGCGCUCACCGGGGAUAAUAACGGAGCGGCGUCCGCCAGCAAGCAGCAGCGGCCCGGCGGGAAGCGGCACGUCGCGGCGCUGAUCCUGGCCCGGGGCGGAAGUAAGGGGAUCCCGCUGAAGAACAUCAAGAUGCUGGCCGGAGUGCCGCUGCUGGGCUGGGUGCUGAGAGCCGCCGUGGACUCCGACGUCUUCGACAGUGUGUGGGUGUCGACGGACCAUGACGAGAUCGAGAAGGUGGCCAAGUCCUGGGGUGCCCAGGUGCACCGGAGGAGUCCCGAGGUCUCCAGAGACUCCUCGUCCUCGCUGGAGACCAUCUUGGAGUUCGUCCGGCUCAACCCGGAGGUGGACGUGAUCUGCCACAUCCAGGCCACGUCGCCCUGCCUCCACCCGUUCCACGUGAAGGAGGCCGUGGCGAUGAUCACGGAGCAGGGCUACGACUCGGUCUUCGCCGUGGUCCGGAGGCACCAGUUCCGCUGGAAGGAGGUCAAGAAAGACUCCGGCGAGCUCACCGUGCCGUUCAACAUUGACCCCCUUUACCGGCCACGGCGCCAGGACUGGGAUGGCGAGCUGUGCGAGAACGGCUCCUUCUACUUCGGCACCAAGGAGAUCCUCCAGAAGUCCGGAUGCCUGCAGGCAGGGAAGAUCGCAUACUAUGAGAUGCUGCCGGAGUACAGCGUGGACAUCGACGUGGACAUCGACUGGCCCGUGGCGGAGCAGCGAGUGCUCAGAUAUGGUUACUUUGGUCGAAACACUCCGGAGGUGGCGUGCAUGACGAUCAUCCAGGUGUCCGGAUGCUUGACGGACGGCAGGGUCUACCUGUCCACCGCCGGAGAGGAGAUGGUGACCCUGAACACCAAAGACACCACGGCCAUCCGCAAGCUGCAGGCGGAGGGCGUGGAGGUGGUGCUGCUCACUUCCGCCGAGGACCCCGUGAGCCAGGCGCUGGCCGACAGGCUGGCCAAGAGGACGGGCUGCCAGGUGGUGCAGGUGGGGAACCAGCCGCUGGACGACCUGGAGCCCAUCGUCAAGCAGAAGAAGCUGGAGUGGAAGGACGUGGCGUAUAUGGGGAACGAAGACGUGGACACCAAAUGCCUGAACCUGGCGGGCCUGAGCGCCGUGCCCAAGGACGCCCCGGUGGAGGCCAUCAACGCCGCCAAGUACACCUGCCACAGCCGCGGCGGCCUGGGCGCCGUGCGCGAGUUCGCCGACCACAUCCUGCUGCAGAAGCAGAAGGCCAAGUCCCAGAUGGCCCAGGACCGCAUCGACCGCCACAACUUCUAACCGCUGCGGCUCUCUGGAAAAUGCUGGAAUCACAGAUUAAACCUCAGAUUGUGUCGUGACCACGAAGGAAGAGAUUCCUCCACAUUCAGCCUGUUCUCGAUAUUAAAAUCAUCGAUAGGCUCUGAAGUCGCUCUAAAAACCACACAUCUUUCAAGAAGAUUUUUCAAAAUAGUCUGUUUUUCAUGUUCAGAAUCUUUUUACCAAAAUCUUUACUACUCGUACAAAUCCCUACUAAGUUUCUGAAAAGCUAGUUUAGUGGAUAAAUGUAAGUUUUACAAAAUGUAUGAUUUAAAAUCGAAAAAAAAAAACCACUCUAGGUGUGUCAUUGUUUUAUUUGUUAAAAAUACAUUGUGAUGAAUAUGUACUAUAUAUGUUUUUAAUCAUUUGGAAAUAUUUUUUGACAUUUUGACCAAAAAAAAAUGUAGCUUCAAGGUGAAACUAGCCAUGACUGCAAGACCGAAAUUCAUCAAUUUUGUUGAUUUAAAGACACGAUUCAACAUUUUUAUUUUAAAUCUGAACGAUGAAACAGACUCCAAUCAGCUUUUCUCCUGUUCUUUCAUUUAUUGUACCAAUCAAUGCUCUUUCUGUUCCAAUAACUUUUUUUUUUUUAAUUUGAUUUUAAAGGAAUAAUUGAGCUUUUCGUUUGACUUUCAGAAAGGUUUUUAGACAUUUAGAGUCUUCAGAGACGUUUCGUUCCUCGUUUCUUUCUUCUGAACCAGCAAAAUGAAUCCCGGGUUGAUUCGAGGAGGAUUUAUCAGCUGUGGUUUGGUUAUUCUGACACCAUGAAGGACCCGGUUUGCACUGAUGAAGUCACUGUAACAAAACCUUCUAUUAAUUUAAAUUAAACAUGAAGUGUUUCCUGCUCAUUUA
Molecule: messenger RNA, 2320 nt
Organism: Salarias fasciatus (jewelled blenny)
Lineage: Eukaryota; Metazoa; Chordata; Actinopteri; Blenniiformes; Blenniidae
Gene: cmasa
Product: cytidine monophosphate N-acetylneuraminic acid synthetase a
Exons: 8
Coding region: 152-1450 (432 amino acids)
Molecular function (GO): N-acylneuraminate cytidylyltransferase activity
Source: RefSeq, a predicted model, not a curated record